AUUUUCAUUGUAUAAAUGUCCGCCUGAUAUUUUAAGUAUUUUGGGGGCUGUUAAAAAGGGAAUGGGCUCUCAGUGAAUUUCGUCACUGGUUUGCCAGAUGUGACGUUAGUUCAUGUUUCCUGGUUUGAGGGUGUUGAGGGUAAAGUAAACGUCAAUAUAUUGCCGUGGUUUGAGUACUCGGUGUGGCAGUGAAUCGGGGACCAGACACACAUCAACCAUGCUGCAACUGAAAUGGGUACGGUAUUCUCCGUCAUGUAUCUUCUCUCGCGGUACUCUGUGUGUGAGGCUUAUGUGGUCAGGCGGUCCGGCAAGGCAAGGUCAUCAGAAGAGUCUUUCUCUGGAUUCCUCUCUGACCACCCGUUUAACAGCCUGUCAGGUUCCUGCAAAAACAGGUGCUUUGAACUAGUGGAAAGUGAACCACCAAACUGUCGCUGUGACAACCUGUGUAAAACAUACAAUACUUGCUGCUCAGACUUUGAUGAGCACUGCCUGAAAACAGCGGGAGGCUUUGAGUGCAGUAAAGAGCGCUGUGGUGAAACUCGUAAUGAGCAGCAUGCCUGUCACUGCUCAGAGGACUGCAUGGCCAAGGGAGACUGCUGCACCAACUACAGGUCUCUCUGCAAAGGUGAUGUUCCCUGGUUGCAGGAAGAGUGUGAAGAGAUUAAAAACCACGAGUGUCCAGCCGGGUUUGUUCGGCCACCUGUCAUCAUGUUGUCUGUUGAUGGCUUUCGUGCAUCUUACAUGAAAAGAGGAAGCAUGGUGAUCCCCAAUAUCGAGAAACUCAGAUCAUGUGGAACUCACGCACCAUACAUGAGACCUGUAUACCCCACCAAAACCUACCCUAAUUUGUAUACAAUUACAACAGAUUCAAAUUAUACAAGGAGGAUGUUCAUACUUAGGACUCAGGAGCAACACUGUGGGCUUUAUCCUGAGUCGCAUGGAAUUGUGGGUAACUCAAUGCAUGACCCUGGAUUUGAUGCCAACUUUAACAUCCGAGGGAAAGAAAAGCUCAACCAUCGAUGGUGGGGAGGACAACCUAUCUGGAUAACAGCAGUGAAACAAGGAGUAAAGGCUGGUACGUUUUUCUGGCCAGUUGGCAUUCCAUUGGAAAGAAGAGUUCUAACCAUGUUGCAGUGGCUUCACCUUCCUGAUGCAGAGAGGCCAUAUGUUUAUGCAAUGCAUUCUGAACAGCUGGAUUCCUAUGGCCACAAACUAGGACCCCACAGCACUGAGCUUGAUAAUGCACUGAAGGACAUUGAUAAGGUGAUCGGCCAGCUAAUGAAUGGUCUGAAACAGAUGAAAUUGCACCGUUGUAUCAAUAUCAUCUUGGUUGGAGACCAUGGUAUGGAGGAAGCUCACUGUGACCGCACAGAGUUCCUGAGCUCUUACAUGUCCAACACUGAGGACAUCAUCCUAAUCCCUGGGUCUCUGGGAAGAAUCCGAGCCCGAAAUCCAAACAACUCUAAAUAUGAUGCAAAAGUAAUUGUAGCAAACCUUACGUGUAAAAAGCCAGACCAGCACUUCAAACCGUACUUAAAGCAGCAUCUUCCCAAACGUUUGCAUUAUGCCAACAAUCACAGAAUCGAGGAAGUUCACUUGAUGGUUGAGAGAAAAUGGCACAUAGCACGGAAGUUCUAUGAAUCAAAAAGGAAUCAUGGGAAAUGUGGAUUUGCUGGUGAUCAUGGAUAUGACAAUAAGAUCAACAGCAUGCAGACCAUUUUCCUUGGAUAUGGACCAUCUUUCAAAUUCAAGACCAAAAUUCCACCUUUUGAGAAUAUUGAGCUUUAUAAUGUCAUGUGUGAUCUCCUUGGCUUAAAGCCUGCCCCUAAUAAUGGUACUCAUGGUAGCCUUAACCAACUCUUGAGAGCCCCUGUAUACAUACCCAGCAUGCCUGAAGAAGUGUCCAAACCAAACCCUACAGGACCAGUCACAGCUCUUAAUGAUGACCUGGGCUGCAACUGUGAAGACAAGUUGCGUUCAAAAAGUAGGGGGCAGAGGGCAAUGAAAGUGACCCUAGUAAGAGGCUAUAACCUGGAGUCACUGUGGCUCUGUCUGUUACAGAACAAAGUAGAAGAGCUCAAUCAACGACUGAGACAUGUUAUUGAUGACAACAAAAAUCUUCCUUACGGUCGGCCAGCAGCCAUGUUCCGCACCAAAUACUACAUCCUUCAUCAUAGUGACUACAUUAGUGGCUACAGUGAAGCUUUGUUCAUGCCUCUCUGGACGUCUUAUACUGUGUCUAAGCAGGUAGAUUUCACCCCUCUGACUGAGGCUCUGAGUAAUUGUGCUCAGCCUGAUAUUAGAGUUUCUUCAGCCUACAGUCAGUCCUGCUCAAGCUACCGUGCAGACAAACAGAUCUCCUACAGCUUCCUCUAUCCACCUCAGUUGUCCUCCUCUCAGGAAGCAAGAUAUGAAGCUGUUCUCAUUACUAACACUGUACCUAUGUACCCAGCAUUCAAACGUGUGUGGAGUUAUUUUCAGAAAUCACUUGUGAGACGUUAUGCUAGUGAGAGAAAUGGAGUGAAUGUGGUUGUUGGACCCAUCUUUGACUAUGACUACAAUGGUCUUAGGGAUUCAGCAGAGACAAUAAAACAGUAUGUCAGUGGCUCUGUACAAAUCCCAAGUCAUUACUACAUUGUAGUUACAAGUUGUCUGGAUUACAUACAGACUGUUGACUCCUGUACUGGUCCUCUCAGUGUGUUCUCUUUCAUCCUUCCACACCGAUCAGAUAAUGAUGAAACCUGUAAUAGUUCAGAGGACGAGACAAAGUGGGUCGAGGAACUGAUUAAGACACACACAGCACGUAUACGAGAUGUGGAGUUACUUACAGGACUAGACUUUUAUCGCCGCACCAGCAGGACCUAUGAGGAGAUUCUCUCUUUGAAAACUUACUUACACACAUAUGAGAGUGAGAUCUAAACCACUGCAUCACUGCAUUAGCAUGCCCUACAUCUUAACUGUCGGGAUGCAGAAGCAAGGUGUAUAUUUUUAUGCAAACUAUCAUAUUUAUUGUUCUUUCAUUACUAAUCCUUAAGUGAUUUUUUAACAUCCUCCUCCUUUAUGACAGUGACUUACACGCAUGAGCAAUUUUUUUUUUUUUUUGGUGGUUUGGGUGGGGGGGGAUUAAUUCUUUUUUAAGAAUUUUGUAAAAAAUACUAUAGAAAUGUUUUGACCUGUGAUGUUUGAUGUGCUGAAUGUAACCACAUUUGAAAGAUGUCUGUACUGUAAUCAAACCUGUUCUGUUGUGACAGGUGUUUUGUUUGUUUUUUAUGCCAUUAAACAAUUUGCACAAAGUUCUUCUGGUCAUUUUAAAUAUAAUAGCACCGACUGGUGGUUAUAUGGCAGUUUGCAGGUUAUUUUCCAAAGAGAUACUUAACGUAUCUUUGUUGUUCACUGUUUUAUUUUAUGGAUCAACAAUAAAUAUACA
Labeo rohita (rohu) is the source of this 3427-nucleotide messenger RNA. It is a transcript of the gene enpp2, whose product is annotated as ectonucleotide pyrophosphatase/phosphodiesterase 2. Bases 232 to 2919 code for a protein of 895 amino acids. The transcript is spliced from 26 exons. Gene Ontology annotation, molecular function: nucleic acid binding; phosphatidylcholine lysophospholipase A1 activity; phosphodiesterase I activity. Lineage: Eukaryota; Metazoa; Chordata; Actinopteri; Cypriniformes; Cyprinidae. The record is from RefSeq and is a predicted model, not a curated record. Gene Ontology annotation, biological process: phosphatidylcholine catabolic process; immune response.